Molecule: messenger RNA, 688 nt
Organism: Candidula unifasciata
Lineage: Eukaryota; Metazoa; Mollusca; Gastropoda; Stylommatophora; Geomitridae
Source: the annotation of a GenBank genome assembly
AUGCCGAAGAAGAAGACCGGGCAACGAAAAAAGGCAGAGAAGCAGAAGGAAAGACAGAAGGCAAUUAACGCCGCUCAGUAUGAACGGGGACUUGAUCAGCGUCCUUGCAAUCAGUUAAUGGAAUGUGACCAUUGCAAACGAACUCAGAAAAACAGAGCUUUCUGUUAUUUUUGCAAUAAUCUACAACGACUGCCGGCCUGUGCCCAGUGUGGAAAAACAAAAUGUAUGUCUAAGGGAGGUGACUGCGCUGUAAAACAUUCUGGUCAAUAUGUUACUGGACUUGGAUUGGUGGGUGCAAUCUGUGAUUUUUGCGAGGCUUGGGUGUGUCACAGUAAACGAUGCCUGCAGACACAUGCGUGCACUUGUCCGUUGGCUGACGCUAUAUGCCAUGAAUGCAAACGAGGGGUUUGGGAUCAUGGUGGUAGACUGUUCACCUGCAGCUUUUGCUCCAAGUUUUUGUGUGAAGAUGAUCAGUUUGAACAUCAAGCCAGCUGCCAAGUACUGGAGUCUGAAAACUAUAAAUGUCUUUCAUGCAACAAGUUGGGUCAGUAUUCUUGUUUGCGAUGCAAGCAAUGCUACUGUGAUGAUCAUGUCAGGCGUAAGGGAUUCAAGUACGUCAAAGGGCAGGCCAUCCCAUGUCCAAAGUGCGGCAGUGAUACCCAGGAAGUGAAGGAGUUGAGCAUGUCAA